This is a messenger RNA of Aspergillus affinis, 537 nucleotides long. RefSeq lists its product as uncharacterized. The transcript is spliced from 2 exons. Bases 1 to 537 code for a protein of 178 amino acids. Lineage: Eukaryota; Fungi; Ascomycota; Eurotiomycetes; Eurotiales; Aspergillaceae. The record is from RefSeq and is a predicted model, not a curated record.
AUGCUCUUUGGUUUGAUGCUAGCCUCUACCUCUCUCCUACGCAUAUUCAAGGGCCCUGCAGUGGAUGGUUUGAAUAUUGAGAAAGCGAAAGCAUCCUUCACGGCGAUCAAGCUAUCACGGCAGAUGUCAGUGGAUCAGCAUGAUGCUGCGGCAAUAUUAGCCACUAUUACGAGUCAACUCUCGAAUAGCACGAGGGCAUUCCGUAGGUCUGACAAUGGCGAGUAUACCGCUCUUCGAAUCCGCAGCCGACUCGCCGCAAGCGUUGUCGUCGACGUGGUUUGGUGGUGGCGGGAGGAUUUUGAACUUCAGUGUCGUCAAACAGGCUCUUUGCAGGGAACGACAUCUGAUGGAGCUACUUACAGUUGUGAUAAUUUUGGAACUCUUACUAGUGCGCCGAAUGGACACAUGGAAAAACAAAACCCUCUACAUAUCGAUGACCAGUUUAUUGCCGAUUUUGAAUGGGCAUUGGGAGAUGACGGAAUGUUUUCGUCGACAGCGCCAUUUGACCUGGCAUGGCCAUCUUCUGGGGCCGUUUAA